ACUACCAGUCUAUGUUUCAGCAGUCGCGCGGCGGUUUUCGAGGUGUUUGCGUGCGCGCGUAAUUUGUUCAAUUACUCGGAAGGUUACGAAUAUAGUACCCGAAAAUGCAGCGUUCCGUUCAACAAGCAAAUGGAGAUGGUGUUCUUGCAUCACCGCGGAAAAAGCAACGUGUAUCGAAUACUAACACAGCUAAAGUUACUGUUGUUCUUGGAGCACAAUGGGGUGACGAAGGUAAAGGCAAGGUCGUCGAUAUGCUUGCUAUGGAUGCUGACGUCGUCUGCAGGUGUCAGGGAGGAAGCAAUGCCGGGCAUACAGUAGUAGUAGACGGUGCGGAGUUCCACUUCCAUCUUCUACCCAGUGGAAUAAUCAAUCCUAGAUGCACUUCGCUUAUAGGAAACGGAGUAGUAAUACACCUACCGGGUCUUUUUGAGGAAUUAGAAAGCAAUGAAGCGAAAGGUUUAAAAAAUUGGCAGGAGCGAUUGAUAAUCUCUGAUCGUGCGCACAUAGUAUUUGAUUUUCAUCAGCAAGUCGAUGGCCUCCAAGAAUUAGAAAAAGGUACACAGUCCCUGGGUACUACUAAAAAAGGAAUUGGUCCAACGUACUCGAGCAAAGCUGCUAGAAAUGGACUUAGAAUCGGUGAUCUUCUUGGCGACUUCGACAAAUUCUCCCAAAAGUUUGAUGCGCUGAUUACCUCGUAUCAAAAAAUGUUUCCAGCACUUCAGGUCGACGUGAAAGCAGAGCUUCAGCGGUAUAAAGACUAUGCAGAAAGAAUAAGACCACUGGUGAAAGAAACAGUUCAGUAUUUACACCAAGCAUUACGCGAAGGAAAGAAAGUAUUAGUAGAAGGUGCAAAUGCUGCGAUGUUAGACAUCGACUUUGGUACAUAUCCCUAUGUUACGAGUUCUAACUGCAGUAUAGGUGGUGUUUGUACCGGUCUUGGAUUAUCACCGUCUUAUAUCGGAGAAGUUGUCGGUGUUGUUAAAGCGUAUACCACAAGAGUUGGUGAUGGUCCAUUUCCUACUGAACUUUUGAAUGCUACAGGCGAACUUUUACAAAAAAGAGGACACGAAUUUGGUGUUACGACAAAUAGAAAGAGACGUUGUGGUUGGCUAGAUUUAACUCUUCUUAAAUUCACCGCCUUGGUGAAUGGAUAUACGUCAAUAUGUCUUACGAAAUUAGAUAUUCUAGAUACGCUUCCAAAAAUUCAAGUCGGUAUAGGAUAUCGGUUAAAUGGAAAAGAAAUUGACUAUUUUCCAAGUAGCACUUCUGAUUUAGCAAAAGUAGAAGUAAUUUACGAAACUCUCGAUGGUUGGGAGUCAGAAACAGAGGGUGUACGUUCCUUGGAGAAGCUACCUCCUAAUGCAAAAAAAUAUAUACAAUUAAUAGAAGAACAUCUUGGCGUGCCAGUUAAAUGGAUUGGAGUGGGAGCAGGCCGAGAAAGUGUAAUUACACUUUGACGUUACACAUAUUGGUUACAACCAUGGAAAUAUAUUUAUUUGUGUAGGAUCAAUGGAUUGGACGAACGAACGUGUGAAGACUUUAUUAAAUAAAAUGAAUAUACUUAA
Molecule: messenger RNA, 1565 nt
Organism: Bombus pascuorum
Lineage: Eukaryota; Metazoa; Arthropoda; Insecta; Hymenoptera; Apidae
Gene: Adss
Product: adenylosuccinate synthetase
Exons: 6
Coding region: 105-1457 (450 amino acids)
Biological process (GO): IMP metabolic process; 'de novo' AMP biosynthetic process
Cellular component (GO): cytoplasm
Molecular function (GO): GTP binding; adenylosuccinate synthase activity
Source: RefSeq, a predicted model, not a curated record